CGGGGCUGGAAGAUGCUCUCUGUGUUGGAGGAUUUGCUGGCUGAUUAAACUGUUGGGAACAGAACCCCCGUGAAUAACAAGGGACACCCUGUAUUCCACUUUUCAAGGGAAAAGGUCUCGAAGCGCUUCACACAAAAAAAGAAGAAAAUCCCCUGUCUCCAAAGGGCCGUACAGACUAAAAAGAAACCCAAGGCCCUUUUGAAGGUCCAAAUUAUCAUAUUGCACCACGCUGGGUCUACAACAUCACUUCUCUCUGGAUGGUUUUUGUGGUCAUUGCCUCGAUCUUCACCAAUGGCUUGGUGUUGGUGGCCACUGCCAAAUUCAAAAAGCUGCGGCAUCCACUCAACUGGAUUCUGGUGAACUUGGCAAUUGCUGACCUGGGCGAGACAGUUAUUGCCAGCACAAUCAGUGUCAUCAAUCAGAUCUCUGGCUAUUUUAUCCUUGGUCAUCCCAUGUGUGUAUUAGAGGGAUACACCGUGUCUGCUUGUGGCAUCACAGCCCUCUGGUCUUUGGCCAUCAUCUCCUGGGAGCGCUGGGUGGUCGUCUGCAAGCCCUUUGGAAACGUCAAGUUUGAUGCCAAACUGGCCAUGGCUGGCAUUGUCUUCUCCUGGGUGUGGUCUUGUGUCUGGACAGCACCACCCAUCUUUGGCUGGAGUAGGUACUGGCCCCAUGGUCUAAAGACAUCAUGUGGCCCAGAUGUAUUCAGCGGCAGCGACGAUCCUGGUGUCCAGUCUUACAUGAUUGUGCUCAUGAUCACUUGCUGCUUCAUCCCACUGGCUGUCAUCAUCCUCUGCUACUUGCAAGUGUGGCUGGCUAUCCGUGCGGUCGCUGCCCAGCAGAAAGAAUCCGAGUCCACACAGAAGGCUGAGAGGGAGGUGUCAAGAAUGGUGGUGGUCAUGAUCAUUGCCUAUUGCUUCUGCUGGGGACCCUAUACAAUCUUUGCCUGUUUUGCCGCUGCCAACCCUGGCUAUGCCUUCCACCCACUUGCAGCUGCCCUUCCUGCCUACUUUGCAAAGAGCGCCACCAUCUACAACCCAAUUAUCUACGUCUUCAUGAACAGACAGUUCCGUAACUGCAUAAUGCAGCUCUUUGGCAAGAAGGUGGAUGAUGGCUCUGAAGUCUCCUCCACUUCCCGCACGGAGGUCUCCUCUGUCUCUAACUCUUCUGUAUCACCGGCAUAAAAGACCCUGCCUGGAUGGACCCCAAAACAGGACUCUGCCUCCCAGGAGAGCCUGAGUGAGAACCUCCCUUUCCUCCUGCACCAUAUGGGUUCCCUUUGGGCAUAUGAAAUACUGGCCGGCCAUCUCCACAGACCCUCUCCUUUGGACUUUUAGACUGUGCCCCAGGCUUGGCCCCUGCUAUUUCUCCUGUGCUUGGGGAGGGAGAUGUUUUUGAUUUGUUUUUUGGAAGGUGAAAAAUGCAGAAUUCCAUGCUCAAAUAUUCCACUUUCCUGGGACAUCAGGUGUUGCUUGGACACUCCUUCCCCUCAGCUGCCAUCCUUAUCUAGUCUCUCACAUGUCCCUUUGUCUCCCAGGAUGGGGCAGAGCAAAGGGGGCUCUCUGUGGGAAGCAUAUAGCUUUUGUAAAGCAAGUCUAUCUGAGGCCCUCCCAGUGCUGAAACUGUCCCGGAGCCCACCCUGUCCCCAAAGCACCCCAUCCUGUGGAGGGAGGGAUGGACUAGUGGAGAUGUCCUUAUAGGGAGAGCACCUACAUUUUGGCCACACAGGGCCAAUUCUGAUUCUCUAUUGCUCUGCCCCUCCAAUGAAGCUUUCACUAGGGAGUGCAUCAAACGGGGGGGCCAGAUUAAUAAAGUUUGUCCCUCGAGGUGUCUGUGCCUCAGCAAGGUUGAUUGUAUUUAAUUCUAGCUCUUUCUUGGGAGCAGCCGUCAUUCUGACACAGGGCAGAACCACAGAGAGUCGACGCGAGCCACCUUGGACACCCCAGGGGCUUUGUGCUUCUCCCCAGCAUGGUCCAACCAGAACCAUUCUGUACAUAGUGUUUGAUACCAAAGCCUAUUGUGUCCCCUAACCGGGACAAUUAGUUAGAAAUGCAAUGGGGAAAAAUGGCCAAAAAAAAGCACACACAAAAAACACCAGUCAUCUCGGUACAGCAGAACUGCAGCAGCGAGAGUGAGCUAGAGAAUAAAGGUUUUUAACUUCUCUAUAAAAGCUCUGUUCUUCUCUUACAUGUCAUGCAGCCAAACAAUGCCCUUUGCCCACUGAUGUCU
Hemicordylus capensis (graceful crag lizard) is the source of this 2226-nucleotide messenger RNA. RefSeq names its product red-sensitive opsin. Lineage: Eukaryota; Metazoa; Chordata; Lepidosauria; Squamata; Cordylidae. Gene Ontology annotation, cellular component: photoreceptor outer segment; membrane. Gene Ontology annotation, biological process: G protein-coupled receptor signaling pathway; visual perception; phototransduction. The transcript has 7 exons. The coding region runs from base 258 to 1181 and encodes 307 amino acids. Gene Ontology annotation, molecular function: G protein-coupled receptor activity. The record is from RefSeq and is a predicted model, not a curated record.